UUGGUGGCAGUAAACAAUAACAAAGUAAUAAGUAUGACCAAAAUUCUGGUUUUGUGGUACCAAAUAUAACGGCAUAUUUUUCCUCAAUCGUGCUCAAGUCAUUAUAGCAUCAGUAUCAAACUUGAUUUGGUGGCGUGUAAACAACGUUGUGUUAUCUUUAUUUAGGACAAUAUCUUUAUUUCAAUACAAUUAUAUUUCAUGAAGAUGUUGAUCCUACCUUCUAUUCUCCUUCUGACUGCGGCCGUACCAGGUCUGAUGCUACCAACACCAUCUGAUGACAUACCGGUGCCACAUCUCAAGGUUUUGACAACCUUGAACACUGGCUUUACGAUAGAAUGGGAUCCAAUAGACACGACGAAUGUGAAAGAUCCGAUCAUUGGAAUAAAGGUCAAAACGUGGAAAACGCCGUGCAUUAUAAAAAAACGUUACCAUCUUUCAGACAACGGAGCAUCAAUGAUUGUUGAAUCUGUCCGUCUGAGCUACAACAGAACUACAAUUCCGGAUAUUUUGCCCGAGUAUGUGAGCAUCGUGAAGCCAGAUGAACUGACAGCAACGGUACCUCACAUUGAGCGGGAGCAGUGGUACCAUAUCCGCGCGCUGGCUUUCACCGCCACAGAUGAAGGAAAACAUUCAGACGCAUAUGACUUUAAGCUGGGCUCCGAUGAUGAAAAAGACAAGGAAAAAGCUUGCGAAAGAAUAAUAUCUGAGACGCCGUGUAAACAUAGUUAUGCCUUGAUAAACCCACGGUCACCGGACACAUGUUAGACUUAAAAUAUUCAAAUAAUAUAUAUUCCUGAUUAUUUUUAAACUGUAAUUUAUAAAAAUCUAUUGCCCUUGGCCAUUGCCAUUCAUGCUAUUCAUUUUUUCUGAGCGAAAUUCUUAUAUGGGGCUUAUAGAAAACUAAGCUGGCAAAAAUCGUCACGUAACGAAAAGGCGUCAAAAAAGUACCAGGGUAACAGAGUAUUAAGAAGUACAAGGUGUUUUAAGAAAUAAAGCUACUAUGAAACUACCUUUAGUUUAUAUAUCAUGUUUUCUGUGUAAGAACUGGGUUUACGAGGCAUUUUUUUGCAACUUUUAUCAUUAUUUACAGAUAUUAAUUUACUACUUUAUUUACAUUUACAUAUACUUUGGUAUUUUAUAUUUAUUUUGAAUAAAAACUUCUUUUCUGACGAGGGCACCCCAACCGCAUAAUUGUUUUUAUAAAGAGGAUUCUACGGCAUGAAAAAUUAAUAAAAUUGCGCAAAAGUAUUUUUUGGAUGUUAAUAAUCAAUCACAAAAUCAACACCUUGAAAUAAAAUACACAAUAGUUGAUGAUAAUUAUUAUUAUUGUCUGCUAUGCAAGCUUAAGGCUACUUUUAGAAUAUUCCCACAGAAAAUCUACCCAAAUGAAAACGCCGGGCAUAGCUACUCGUAGUAGAAAAAUAAAAACACCUAUUGAAUGUAUGUCAGAAUAUUAUGUUUGGGUUUUUACUACUCAGAAUUACGACAUGUUUUUUCCUCAUCUUACCGUAGAGGUAUACACUUGAUAGAUAAUCAUUGCAUGGCUAACUCGUAUCAUUCUUAUGUCAGUUUUAGUCUAGUGUAACUUGAAACAACAUUGUGUUUAGGAGCAUAUAAUCAAAUUGUAUCCAAUAAGUAAGUAUUUUUUAAAUAAACUAAUUCUUAUUUGGA
Bicyclus anynana (squinting bush brown) is the source of this 1671-nucleotide messenger RNA. RefSeq lists its product as uncharacterized. Gene Ontology annotation, molecular function: protein binding. The transcript has 4 exons. The coding region runs from base 199 to 765 and encodes 188 amino acids. Lineage: Eukaryota; Metazoa; Arthropoda; Insecta; Lepidoptera; Nymphalidae. The record is from RefSeq and is a predicted model, not a curated record.